Molecule: messenger RNA, 624 nt
Organism: Fimicolochytrium jonesii
Lineage: Eukaryota; Fungi; Chytridiomycota; Chytridiomycetes; Spizellomycetales; Powellomycetaceae
Product: kinase-like domain-containing protein
Exons: 1
Coding region: 1-624 (207 amino acids)
Biological process (GO): protein phosphorylation
Molecular function (GO): protein serine/threonine kinase activity; ATP binding
Source: RefSeq, a predicted model, not a curated record
AUGGCGUCCGCCAUUCACUCACUGCACACUCUCGUCCCCCCUGUCAUUCAUCGCGACAUCAAGCCGGAUAACAUCUGCAUUGAUGAUGAUGGCGCGUUAGUGUUUGUCGACUUCGGCGCUAGCCGCCAGUGCGAGGACGGCACCACUUGCCGAACAGACGUCGGAACCGAACAGUAUAUGGCGCCGGAGGUCCGCCAAGGACGAAACUACAAUCGAACCUCGGAGGUUUUCUCCCUCGGGGCAGUAUUUGCCGAACUUUUCACAACAAUGAGCGGCUACGACGUCCGCACCGGCUUACAUGCGGUACUUCGCAAUCAACCUUUCUCCAACUGCGUUCCAAGAACCCUGAAAUGGCUGAAGAAAAUCAAACCGACCGACGGUUCGCUAGACGCUCACUUGGACCUGAUCGCAAAGAUGUUUGAAACGAAACCUUUGGAUCGGCCGGCGUUGUGGGAGGUUCACCGGGACCUUCUUAGACUCCAAUCCGUCUUCGCCUCCGAAUUCGCCUGCUGUGCGGGAGAGCUGAGCUUCGAGGACGACAACGUAUCCGAUCUGUCCACCCCACCAUCAGAAGACCUGGACGACAUCGUCGCCUAUGCCAGACGCCUUUCGUUCCGGGAGUAA